AUGGCCUUCAAGAUCCAACAACCCGUGGGGCGGCCUCUGACCGGAGGCGACCUCCUAGCCCAAUCGCUGAAAGCACUGGGCGUUGACGUCUCCUUUGGUCUCGGAGGCGGCCAUCUAGACGGCUUCUUGCUUGGAUGCGAGCACGCUAGCAUACGGCUAAUUGACACGCGGCAUGAAACCGCUGCUAUUCAGGCAGCAGAGGGAUACGCUCGCACCACGGGCAAAGUAGGCUCUUGUUUUGUCACAGCAAACAGCGGCUUCCUAAAUGGCCUGCCGGGCCUUGGCACAGCCCUCGCGGACAGGAACCCGAUCUGCUGCAUCACUAGUUCGCAGCCUCCAAAGGAUGUGGAUAGCAAUGGUCUCCAGGGUUUCCACGAUCAAAUAGUCGUGGCAAAGACUCUCGCCAAGUUUGUGCACCGCAUCACCGACAACGAGGAAAUUCCGCGCGUUGUUGCAUACGCCUUUCGACAAGCCACGGUCGGGGCGCCAGGCCCAGUCGUGAUUGACCUUCCCGUCUCCCUCAUGUUUGCGCCAGUGAAUGUGGAUGCCAUCCAGCUUGGUGCUAUCAACAGCCCAAUGCCUGCUCCUCCAGCCCCGGAUAAAAACGCCAUCAUCACGGCUGCAGCUCUCUGGAGGUCCGCAGAACGCCCCAUCAUAAUCACAGGCUCAAAAUCGAAACUGUUAUCCAGCAUAGCCGAGAUAACCAACACGCCUGUCUUUCACACCACUUCUUACGGACCAUCUAUCCCCGUCGGUCAUCCCCUUCAAGCGGGAUUCGCCAAUCGCUUGGCCCUGUUGUUGAAAAAUGAAGAGCCGCGCCCGGACUUGGUCAUCCUCAUCGGCACACGCACCGGCACCUUUCUAGGAGGCCGUGGCGGCCGCAUCAUCCCAAAGGAAGGCUGCAAGGUGGUGCAUGUCGAAGCUGAUGGAAGUGAGCUCGGAAAGAUUUGUCAUGUGGACGUCAGUAUCACGUCGUCACCCGAGCAGGCACUCGAGGCUUUUAAGAGCGAGAUCGAGAAGGGCCAGUGGAAGGCGUCAAAGGCUUGGGCCACUAGACUCGGGGAACUCAAGGACGCUUAUUCGUUUUACGAAAAAGAUCCCGAGACCAAUGCGGCAGGCCAACUUCACCCUUACCACGCCUUGAAGCAGGCCUUUAGCGCCUUGAAGCACGGCGCAAUCAUUUGCGCAGAUGGCGGCGAGUCGUCUUUCUGGGCCCUCGAUAUGGCACAGUAUGCCACGCCGUCAGCCGUCAUGUACACCUGCGGCUAUCUUGGCUUCCUGGGAAACGGCUGGGGAUACGCCCUGGGGGCAGCAGUAGGCAACCCUACUCGCCAGGUCAUCAACGUCCAGGGCGACGGCUCGGCCGGCUUUCACAUUGCCGAGCUAGACACGUAUGCACGAUUCGACUUGAAUAUUCUCACCAUCAUCAUGAACAACCACGUGUGGGGGAUGUCGUUGCACGCCCAGGAUAUACUCUUUGCAGACCGCAUCAAGGCAAGGCCAGCGGCGCUGCUAAGCAGUGGUACUGCGUAUGAAGUCGUAGCUCAAGGCUUUGAGAACGCAAGCGCAAAGGUCACCACAAUGGACGAGAUUGACAGCACAGUAAGGGAAUUGUCAGCCGACCCCCGCCCUGCCUGUAUCAACAUGAUCGUGUCGGGUGCGCCAACACAUCACGGGCUAGAAGCGUUGGUCAUGUCCAACCUGGAGCCUAACACUGUUCGUAUCCCGUACUUUGCUCUGUAAUUAGUAUUUCUAGUUGAGUAAGGUGUGAAUAUGAACCUUGAAG
Ilyonectria robusta is the source of this 1786-nucleotide messenger RNA. Its product is annotated as thiamine pyrophosphate enzyme, N-terminal TPP binding domain-containing protein. The record is from RefSeq and is a predicted model, not a curated record. The transcript has 4 exons. Lineage: Eukaryota; Fungi; Ascomycota; Sordariomycetes; Hypocreales; Nectriaceae. Gene Ontology annotation, cellular component: mitochondrion; acetolactate synthase complex. Bases 1 to 1743 code for a protein of 580 amino acids. Gene Ontology annotation, molecular function: magnesium ion binding; thiamine pyrophosphate binding; acetolactate synthase activity. Gene Ontology annotation, biological process: L-valine biosynthetic process.